Molecule: messenger RNA, 1023 nt
Organism: Hypoxylon fragiforme
Lineage: Eukaryota; Fungi; Ascomycota; Sordariomycetes; Xylariales; Hypoxylaceae
Product: alcohol dehydrogenase GroES-like domain-containing protein
Exons: 2
Coding region: 1-1023 (340 amino acids)
Molecular function (GO): oxidoreductase activity; zinc ion binding
Source: RefSeq, a predicted model, not a curated record
AUGGCCUCCUCCCUCCCCAAAACCUACAAGGCCGUCGUCUUUGAGCAAAAAGGCGCGCCCGUCGUCUUCAAGGACGUCCCGCUGCGCGAGCCGGGCCCCAACCAGGUGCUCGUCAAGGUCCUGGCGUGCGGCGUCUGCCACACGGACCUCGCCGAGCACGCGGGCUCGCUCGGCAACGUCUUUCCCCGCGUCCCCGGCCACGAGAUUGUGGGUGAUGUGGUGGCGGUGGGCAGUGGCGUCACGCGGUUUAAGGGGGGCGAGAGGGUCGGUGGGCCGUGGCAUGGUGGCCACGACGCCACCUGCCGCCCCUGCGCCCGCGGCCAGUUCCAAAUGUGCGACGCCAAGGCCAUCAACGGCGUGACGCUCGACGGCGGGUACGCCGAGUACGUGACCCUGCGGGCCGAGGCCGUCGUGCGCGUGCCCAACGACGCCGACCCCGCCGAGACCGCCCCCUUGCUGUGCGCGGGCGUCACCGUGUUCAACUCCCUGCGCAAGCUGCGCGUCGAGCAGGGCAACGUCGUCGCGGUGCAGGGCCUCGGGGGGCUCGGCCACCUCGCCAUCCAGUUCGCGAGCAAGAUGGGCUACCGCACAGUCGCGCUCAGCUCCGGCGACACGAAGCGCGGCUUCGCGGCCCAGCUCGGCGCGCACGCCUACGUGGACACGUCGAAGGAGGACCCCGUCAAGGCGCUGCAGGCGCUUGGCGGUGCCGCGGUCGUCAUUGCGACGGCGCCGAACCCGAAGGCGAUGGGCCCGCUGGUCGCGGGGCUGCAGGCGGGUGGGAAACUGCUGGUGCUGGCGCCGGUGGGGCCGGUCGAGUUUAAUACCCAGAUGAUGGUUAGUAAGGGCCUUUCGGUCCACGGGUGGCCGAGCGGGCAUGCGCUGGAUGCGGAGGAGGCGAUUGCGUUUGCGAAGGACUAUGGGAUCAAGUGUCUUGUCCAGAAGUACCCGCUCGCGAAGGUGCAGGAGGCGAUGCAGGCGUGUGAGGAUGGGAGUGUGCGGUUUAGGGGUGUGCUGCUUCCGUAG